Messenger RNA from Acyrthosiphon pisum (pea aphid), 4385 nucleotides. RefSeq names its product follistatin-related protein 5. Gene Ontology annotation, molecular function: calcium ion binding; axon guidance receptor activity; protein binding. Lineage: Eukaryota; Metazoa; Arthropoda; Insecta; Hemiptera; Aphididae. The record is from RefSeq and is a predicted model, not a curated record. The coding region runs from base 177 to 2882 and encodes 901 amino acids. The transcript has 17 exons. Gene Ontology annotation, biological process: synapse organization; homophilic cell-cell adhesion. Gene Ontology annotation, cellular component: axon; neuronal cell body; plasma membrane.
AGUAGCGUUUUAAAGGAAAACACUAGUUUCCGCGUCCGCGUUCUCGCACUCGGACGUAUUUAACCCGUGUAUACUUUUCGUUCAAUUUGUGGUAUAAAAUAUUAUAAUAACCGAUAAUCUUUGAAAACCAUGUACGUCAUUUAAAUACGGAGAAGUUUUUUACUGGUUGAAGAAAUAUGAUGCGUUUAGUUUGGCCAGUUUUGUUAUUAGUGCUGAUUUCAAUAACUGCAGAUGUCAACGCUAAGAAAUCACGGCAUCACAGGCUUCAGGAAAUCCACGAUGGUAGCACGCAGGUGCCGGUGACCGACGACGGUAUUCUGCCGUUGCCGACAGUCAAGCCAGGCGACGAGUAUGUGCAGGAAUCAGAAGAAGACGUGGAAGACGAUGGCGACGACGACGACGACGAUGAAGCCGACGAUGAUGACGGCGACGAAAGCGACGAAGAGGGCGAGGAGUCGGCCGAAGUACUGGAAAAGCAGAACCCGUGUCUCGUGCACUACUGCGGAAGGGGCGAGGAGUGUGCCGCCCUGGGCGGCGUUGCCCGGUGCAUAUGCGUGCGGAAAUGCGGUCCGGCCAAGCGCAGGGUGUGCGGAACAGACGGACGGCUGUACGACAACAGAUGUGAGCUGCACAAGUCCGGCUGUUUGUCCGGAGUCGACAUACAGAUAGACCACUCGUUGAAGUGUUUCAUACCUUCAGCGUCCAAGGCGAAGAAUGUUCGAAUCCUACCAAAAACCGCAGACAACGCCGUUGAACCGGAAACCAAAUCGAAAGAAACGAAAACGUGCGGUUCACCGCAAUACGAAAUUAUGAAGGAUAAUUUGUUGCUGAUAAAUCACGCCAAACUAAUGUAUCAGAAGAGUUGGAACGGCGGCAAGGAGUACAUGGUCAGCGCGUUGUUCCGCUACUUGGAUUUGGACGGCGACGGAUUUUUGCAACGAGAAGAAUUACAAAAGAUAACUAAACAGGAUAAGCUCGAUGAUAUAUCUGACGUUUGUGUCAUGUCGGACAUGAUUCGCUUUGAAGACAUGGAUAAAGAUGGACGUCUGGGUUUGAACGAAUUCUACGCAGCUUUCAGUAAACUAUACAGCUUGUCGGUGGUCACCCUGGAAAAAGCGCUCGAGAUCAAUAGGAUAUCCGCAAAGGUCGGCGACAACGUGGAAAUCCGCUGCGACGUGAGCGGCAAUCCGCCUCCUCCGAUCGUCUGGAAACGAUAUUCCGCCGACCUAACGACCCUCGGCGACGAGGACGUGAGGGUUUUCAGCGACGGGUCGCUGUACCUCACCAAGAUACAAUUGGUCCACGCUGGGAAUUACACGUGCAGAGCUCUGAGAAACUCGGAGGUGACCCAGACACACGUGUUGACCGUCCACACUCUGCCCGAAGUUAAAGUAACGCCCAGAAUCCAAUCGCGAAGACCGGGUGAAAAGACUUCCAUGUUUUGUCACGUAAUCGGAGAACCUUUUCCCGAGGUGGUCUGGCUGAAAAACGAAGAGCGUUUAAAGUUGGACUUGGUGCACAAGUACAGAGUGGUCGGCAACGGGACGGAACUGAGUAUUGAUAAUAUCGAUUACGCGGACACCGGAGCGUACAUGUGCCAGGCGUCCAACACCGGUGGGGUCACCAGAGACAUAUCGUCACUGAUCGUUCAAGAAAUUUUGACGCCUAGUGAGUUUGCCGCGCCGAAAGAAGAACGUCGGUUUUUCGCUUUUCACGACUGGGGAGUGUCUGUUUACGAGCCCACCGCUUGCCGGCUCUACCAUCAAAUCCAGUCCACGGACAUCAUCCCGGGAACUCAGGAAUACGUGUGCGGCGACAAAGGUGUCAACUGCAGCUGGGGCCAGGCCAUCAACGUGGCCAACCGUUACGUUUACGUGUCGCAGCCGCUUAAAGACAGAGUGUUGGUCAUCAGCAAGAUUCAGAUGGUCGUCGUCGACGUCGUGAUCACUGACAAAUAUCCAGUUGCUCUGCACUACGUGGCGCAUCUAGAUCAGGUGUGGGUGUUGAAUUGGAGGAGCGUGUACGACGACGGCGUGAAGACGAUUCAGGUGAUUAGAGAUGCGUCGCAAAAGCGAAAACACCACACCGUCCACCCAGAACCGAUAGACGGACAAUUCGAUUUGGUCAGAGAUUUGUUCAUGCCCACGGCACAGGACCUGAGCCACUGGUUCAAGUACGGUUACGUAAGCCACGCCAACCAAAGAGGACUUUACAAACUGGAUUUGGCCAACAUGCGGUACAUUAGAAGUAUAGACCUGUCGCCUUACAACUGCGUACCCCGUACCCUGCAAUUUUCGUCCUUGUACGGUUUUGUCAUCAUCGAAUGCGAAGAACCGGGAACCGGACACGCGACGGGUCAGGUAAUCUUAGAUUAUUUGACCGACACGGUGGUCAACAAAAAGGCCACGGUCAGAGGAAGUCCUUUGGUUUCGCCGGACAGCAGAGUCGUCGUGUCCAUCGACAAGGCCGCCGACGGUGUGACCUUGGUUGUCCAACAAGUUUUAGAAUCUGGCCUCAAAUUUUCAUUCGACGUCAAAACCACUCUAAUGAUCAGCGACAUAGCGUUCUAUCCUUCUCGGACCACACAUGGGUACGAUUUGUACGCCAGUGCCGCUGACAAAGAAGACAUACUGUUUCUGAAUCUAUCUAACGGUAAAGUGGAAAUGAUCACCGGCGUGGGCAAGGCCAUGCUCCAGUCGUUGACGCAAUGGGGUAACCCCAACCGCCCGAUAGCCGCGUCCGGUAUCUUCGGUCACUACAUGGUCACGCCGGCCGACGAAGCGCUGUUCGUGAUCAACGGCGAGACCCGGACCGUGAACUGCGAGAUCGGAGGUCUAAUCCAUCCCAGACUGGUCACGUGGGUCACCAUGCAGUUGCAGUGAACAGAAGAAGACAGAACUCAAAGUUGAAAUAAAAAAAAAAAAAUCGCGUUGUUAUUGAUUAUUAUUAUUAUUACUAUUGUUGAUGCCGACAUUAUCUCAUUCUUUCUUAUUUUCUCGCUAAUAACAAUAUCUUCAUCCCGUCGUGUUGCUUUUAAACAUUAUUAUUUUUCGUUUCGUUCGGUUUCGUUUGUCAUGACUUACAUAGGUACUUCACACACGUUAUAUAAUAGCGGAUUAGGCGUAUGCGUUAAGUUUAAGAUAAUAUUUAAUCGUAUAAUAUUAUAUCAUGUCAUAAAAUAAUAUCCAAUGGUGAUAAUAUUAAUAUGAUAUAAUAAUAAUAAUAUAGUAAUGUACCGAGCGCGGCGGCGGCCAUUUUUCACGUUAUUCGAACAUCGUCACAAUAAUAAUAAUAUGCAUAAUACAAUACGCUUAUUUUUUUCGUGGUUUUUCGUAAUAUUUAUCUAGCCGACGAGUCGACAAAGUUCGCAACUAGGUCGUUUUUUUUUUCAAACUAUAAUAAAAAACCGACGGGUUUCGUCGUUUCAUUCAUUUUCUGACUCCGAGCCAAAUAAUAAAUUAUUUUAUAUUAUUAUUACUACGUCGUCGUCGUCUCCGUCUUCAAGAUUGUCCAAAGCCCAGACGAUAAUACGCGCGUAUUGAUAAUGCGACUAUAAUAUAUAUUGAGAGUAUAUAUACAGAGCGGCGUGACGGUAAAAUUUCACCACCUACGCGCCAUUAACGGAUAAGGUUUUUUUUUUCUGUUCUCGGUCUGUACACCGGUGAUUGCUAUAAUAAUAUAUAUUCCUUUUUUGACUAGCCAUAUAUCCCUCUAAACGGUGCAGUUCGCGAGGCGACGUUUUAAAAAUCAAAAUAUAAUAUAAUACCUACCUGCGUAGAAACCAUCGAAAAGUGACGUUUCAGAUCGACGGCCAACGCUUUAGUACAUAUUAUAAAAUUUUAUAGAUAAUAAUAAUAAUAAUAAUAUUAUAUUUUCGUUUAGCGUGUAUUAUAUCUACGUAUGAUAUCAGUAAGUACUUCGCGUGUGGAUUUAUAAUACCUAACAUUAAACAUUUCAAACAAGGACACUUUUUUUUUUUUUACAUAGACAAUUGUCCGAUUAAAAUCUAUUGAAUAACGACAUAAAAUAUCAAACGUAAUACUAUUAUACAGACGUUGUGACGACGGCGCAAUACUCUCAUAUUAGCUAUAUUUGUAAAAUAUAUAUCAUCUCGGGCGGGUGCGGCAGCAUAAUGCGAAAUAUUGAAAAUAUACGUUUAUAGCACGGACGAAAUGAAAAUAAAUUUGAAAUUUUCUUUAAAUCUGUGGUUAUAGUGUGGACGGUACGCGUCGUCGUGCAGUGCGUCUGUGUGCACAAGAUUAUCCGUCCGAUUUUUGUAGUUUCUUUUCGAUCCGUUUGCCGCUGCGAUCCGCCUCGAGAAAUAAAUUAUCGUCGCGUCGAAAAUCGACGUCUGACAAAAAAAACAAAAAAAAAACAAAAAAAAA